AUGGGCUCUUCCGCAGACCACACAUAUCCUCAAACAAACCUCACAUGGCAAAUCCUCAACCAUGCUACCACGAAUGAGUAUGCCGUCGGUGCGUAUAAUUGCUACAACGCCGACGGCGUCAUGGCCGUCAUCCGCGCCGCAGAGCGCCAGCGCUCAGCAGCAAUAAUACAACUCUUCCCCUGGACAAUGCACUUCCAAGGCCCCGAGUUUAUCCGCUACGUAGUGAAUGCCGCGCAUGCAGCUACUGUCCCAGUAGCCGUGCAUCUGGACCACUGCAUCCAGCCCACAGAUGUCGAAAAUGCGCUAACGCUUCCUUUCGACUCGAUCAUGGUCGAUGCGUCGACAACACAGGACGACGAGGGGAAUAUCGCGUUCUGCAAGGGGGUCGUGGACCGUGCGCGGGAACUGAAUAUCACCAUUGAGGCGGAGAUGGGCCGUAUUGAUGGUGGGGAGGAUGGGCUUCCUACUGUUGAUAUGGGCGCGGCGCUGACGAGGCCGGAGGAUGCAGAGGCUUUUGUUCGCCGGACUGGAGUGCAGUUUCUAGCGCCUUCAUUUGGGAAUAUCCAUGGGGGGUAUCCGGCUGGGGGCGCAGAAAAAGCGUGGGAUCUUGAGAGACUUGGUGCCAUUGGUAGCGCAGUUGGUGCUGAGACUCCCUUGGUUCUUCACGGGACACAUCCUGUUUCUGAUGAGCUCUUCCUCAAGUCAAUAGUGCGUGGAGUGCGUAAGGUGAAUUUAAACCGGACAGUUAGAGACGAUUAUACAAAGUUUGUUGCUGAGAAAGCGGGGACACUGGAGCUGACUGUUCUGCAAGAGCAGGGGGUUGAAAUCUACACGAACUCUAUCGAACGGAUGAUGCGGGUGUUGGGGUCUGCAGACUGUUACUAGGACUAUAUAUUCAAUAUAAUGAUAUAAGAGUCUGG
Molecule: messenger RNA, 920 nt
Organism: Aspergillus calidoustus
Lineage: Eukaryota; Fungi; Ascomycota; Eurotiomycetes; Eurotiales; Aspergillaceae
Source: the annotation of a GenBank genome assembly